CCUUCCUUCCUUUCCCUCCGCCCCACUCGCCGCUAGUGGGAGUGGGGGCAGAGAAACGGGCUGUCUGCAGCUCGGCUAGUCGCCUCUCGCUCGAACAUCGCCAGCGCGCAUCGCGUAAAUGCCACAUUGACGCUGGGCCACGACGUGGAGGUAGUUUCCAGUCGAUGCCUUUCGGCGACAUCUCCCGCAACCCGCGAGAUGGAUACGGAACGGCGGCGUUGAAAAGUGUGCGUUCGUCAAGCUAACCAGUUAGCUCACUGCCUGGCUAAGCCCUCCCCAACCCUCGGCUAGCUAUUUGACGGCACCCCGGCUCGCCACGCUCGGUGCGGCUCGCGUGCCACUCACCGCAUCCUCCCAACACCACCAAAGAAAAUGAAGAAGUUCAACAUUCGUAAGGUUUUGGACGGGUUAACUGCGGUCUCUUCGUCGUCGUCGUCGGCCUCGCAGACGGGGGCCGGCAAGGAGAAUGACGCCGUCCCGGAGAGUCUGCAGUCGGAGCAUUUCCAGCUUUGCAAGACUGUGCGUCAUGGUUUCCCGCAUCAGCCAUCUUCCAUGGCCUUUGACCCCGUGCAGAAGAUCUUGGCUGUCGGGACACUGACCGGAGCUUUGAGGCUCUUCGGCCGAGCGGGUGUGGAGUGUUAUUGUCAACAUGAAAGUGGCGCCGGUGUCAUUCAGCUCCAGUUUCUCAUCAACGAGGGGGCGCUAGUGAGUGCCUUAGCUGAUGACAGCAUCCACCUGUGGAACCUGAGGCAAAAGAUCCCUGCCAUCCUGCAUUCACUCAAAUUCAACAGGGAGAGAAUCACGUACUGCCACCUGCCCUUCCAGAGCAAGUGGCUUUACAUCGGCACGGAAAGAGGCAACAUCCAUAUUGUCAACGUGGAAUCCUUUACCCUCUCAGGCUACGUCAUCAUGUGGAAUAAAGCCAUCGAACUAUCCACCAAGACACACCCAGGGCCUGUAGUGCACAUCAGUGAUAACCCCAUGGAUGAAGGAAAGCUCCUCAUUGGAUUUGAGUGCGGUGUGGUGGUGUUGUGGGACCUGAAGUCCAAAAAAGCAGACUACCGCUACAAUUAUGAUGAGGCCAUCCACUCGGUUGCAUGGCACCACGAGGGCAAACAGUUCCUCUGCAGCCACUCGGACGGCACCCUGACCACUUGGAACAUACGAACUCCCGCCAAGCCGACACAGAUCAUAACGCCGCAUGGAAAGCAGCCCAAGGAUGGCAAGAAGCCAGAGCCAUGCAAGCCAAUACUGAAGGUGGAGUACAAAACCACGCGGGCUGGAGACCCAUUUAUGGUUCUGUCCGGCGGUCUCUCCUACGACACGGUGGGUCGGAGAGCCUGUCUGACGGUGAUGCACGGGAAGAGCACCGCCGUCCUGGAAAUGGACUUUCCUAUCGUGGAUUUCCUCACACUGUGCGAGACGCCGUAUCCCAACGAUUUUCAGGAGCCGUACGCCGUGGUAGUCCUCUUGGAGCGGGACUUAGUCGUCAUCGACCUCGGACAGAUUGGGUACCCGAUAUUCGAGAACCCUUAUCCCCUAAGCAUCCAUGAGUCCCCAGUGACUUGCUGCGAGUACUUUGCCGACUGCCCGGCCGAACUCAUUCCCGCACUUUACUCGGUGGGCAGCAGGCAGAAGAGGCAAGGGUACAGCAAGAAGGAUUGGCCCAUCAGCGGGGGAAACUGGGGCCAAGGCACGGAAAGUUACCCCGAGAUCAUCAUCACUGGACAUGCCGAUGGCACCAUCAAAUUUUGGGACGCUUCCGCACUGAUGCUCCAAGUGCUGUAUAAGCUGAAGACAGCCAAGGUGUUCGAGAGGGCCCGCGGCAAGGAAGAGAAGGCGAACGCGGACAUCGUGGACGAGGACCCCUUCGCCAUCCAGACGCUGUGCUGGUGCCCCGAGAGCAGGAUGCUGUGUGUGGCCGGCGUGUCGGCGCACGUCAUCGUCUACCGCUUCAGCAAGCAGGAAGUCGCCACUGCCAAUGUGCAGCUUUUGGAAGUGCGCAUGCAGUGCGAACUGAGCGACGUGGACUCGCCCGACGCUACCGGAGAGCAGACCCCCACGCAGGCGUCCUCGGUGCCCUCCAGCCCCCAGGACGGCGAGCCCCCCGCCACUGACUCCACUCAACCCUCUGCCGGCGGAAACGGCAGCAAUUCGUCGGCAGACGGACCACGAGACAACAUACCCUGCCUGCAGGUGCGCAGCUCCCCUCUGAAGCAGUCUCCGGGCUACCAGGUGGAGCUGGUGGUGCAGCUGGUGUGGGUGAGCGGGGAACCACCUCAGCAGAUCACUAGUUUGGCCAUAAACUCCUCAUACGGACUGGUGGUGUUUGGUAACAGCAAUGGCCUGGCGGUGGUGGACUACCUCCAAAAAACGCUGCUGCUCAACUUGGGCACAUCGGAGCUGUACAGCCCGUCGGAACCCAACCAGAGGCAGCCUUGCUCCCCGCGCAAAGCCCGCCAGCCCUCUGGAGCGCUGUGCGAUUCCAAUGAUGGGCCUAACGCCGCAGAGGAGCGCUGCAAGUCUCCUAACUCAGGAUCCAACUCGCCCUUCAAUUCCGAUGAUGAGUGCAAGGCCAAGUUCAUAAAGAAGGUGAAGUACAAAAGCAGACGCUUUUCCAAGACGGUUGCCAAUGACUUUGGUACUGUAUCAGUCACACCUAGGAUGUCGCGGAAAAUUAGCUCGUCUAAUGACCAAAAACCAAACCCGGCGUGGCGUUCCAUGUCGUCCAGGAAACGCUUUUACCACACCCACAGCGGCGCGCCCACGUCAACCCGCAAGAGCGUGAAGCUGGUCUUCCCCACAGCAAACUCAGACCACAACAUGAAUUCUAAGGACGUCUCGUUCAUCCGCUCGCGCAGUUCCAGCAUGACCAGCGUCGACCGGGAGUCCCGCGAGGCCGUCUGCGCCUUAUGCUUUUGCGAGACCUUCCCCAAGAAGUCGUCGGAUGGCGCGCCCAGCCCCUGCGUACUGGUGGGCACCACCCAGGGCUCCGUCAUGUUGGUGGCCCUCAGCCUUCCUCCCGGCGAUGACCACAGGCUCAUGCAGCCGGUCGGGAUCUCCUCCUGUGGCACAGUGGCCAGACUCAAAGGAGGGAUCUUGACAAUGGCCCUGCUGGACGCCGCCGGAGCUGUGCUGCCAGCCUCCUACGAGCCAUGGUAUGAUCCCAACGCUUCCGACGAGGAGAAGGAGAAGGAGAAGAGCCGGUGGCGCCGGCCGGCCUCGCCGCCUUCUUCGCAGGAGGGCCACGACUCGCAGUUCGCCGUCCUGUGCUCGGAGAAGCAGGCCAAGGUGUUGGCCAUGCCGUCCCAGACGCGCGUCCACAAACACAACAUCACCGAGUCGUCCUUCGUGCUGAGGGCUGACGUUGUGCAGAUGGGCAGCGGCAAUUGCAUCGCCUGCUUCUGCGCCAACGGACACAUCAUGACGCUCAGCUUGCCGAGUCUGCGCCCCCUCCUGGACGUCAACUACCUGCCGCUUACGGACAUGCGGAUAGCGCGGACAUUCUGCUUCUCCAAUCUGGGCCAGGCUUUGUACCUCACUUCCCCCACCGAGGUGCAGAGGAUCACCUACAGCCAGGAAACCUGUGACAACCUGCAGGAGAUGCUGAGUGAGUUGUUCACACCAGUGGAGACCCCGGAGGCUCCCAACAAAGGUUUCUUCAAAGGCCUCUUUGGUGGAGGAGCUCAAUCUCUGGAUCGGGAAGAUCUUUUCGGCGAAACCGCGUCAGGGAAGGCUUCCCGUAGCCUGGCCCAGCACAUCCCCGGCCCGGGCAACAUGGAGGGCAUGAAGGGUGCGGCGUCGGGCGUGGUGGGCGACCUGGCCCGCGCACGGGUAGCUCUCGAUGAGCGAGGGCAGAAGCUGGGUGAGCUGGAGGAGAGAACAGCUGCCAUGAUGGCCAGCGCGGAGUCCUUCUCCAAGCACGCUCAUGACAUGAUGCUAAAGUACAAAGAUAAGAAGUGGUACCAGCUCUGAUGAUGGCAGGCAACACCAUGAUAUGGACUGGGGACUCUGGAAUCACACACACACACACACACACACACACACACACACACACACACAUUUUCUUUUGGCGGGGGGGGUGUCAGGGUCACUUUGCUGUGCAUUGCCUCACUGGCCGAAGAACCGCGGCUGCAGACCUAAAUAGGGAGUAGAAGUCUGACGAUCUCGCUCCGUGACCUCCCCCCGCCCAUCCUUUUAAGUGCAAUCAUCGAAGUUUGUUGGUGUCUUGUGGAAGGAUUCAGUCUUUUGUCUUUUUGUGUGAGGAAAAGGCCAUUUUGAAGCACUUAGGAAUAUGAAGCAGGAGCUGUUGAAUCUCCUACCAAAUAAGGGCUGGUAGUAGACUAGUUUAUCAUCUUUUAGAAAAAAACAAAACGUCACUUUCCUUUGAUGAGCAUUUUGAUUAUUUAUCAGGACACA
Molecule: messenger RNA, 4419 nt
Organism: Hippocampus comes (tiger tail seahorse)
Lineage: Eukaryota; Metazoa; Chordata; Actinopteri; Syngnathiformes; Syngnathidae
Product: syntaxin-binding protein 5-like
Exons: 28
Coding region: 373-3975 (1200 amino acids)
Biological process (GO): Golgi to plasma membrane transport; exocytosis
Cellular component (GO): SNARE complex; plasma membrane; cytoplasm
Molecular function (GO): myosin II binding; GTPase activator activity; syntaxin binding
Source: RefSeq, a predicted model, not a curated record